AUGCGUUUAUUCUCUCUUUUAGCAUUACUCUUUGUUUUCGCUUCUGCUGGUACAGCGCAACUCAGCACGUAUUCGUUGAAUUCUUAUAGCUUGAAUACAACAACUAACCGAACGUGCACAUAUCAACAAAGUGGCUAUACCCUUUGUGCAAAUGUUCCGACAACAACUAUAACACAGAUUACUAUGCCAACCUCUUACACUGCGAAGGCAGUUACAAGGUUUAUAAUAAUUACCGAGGCUAUUUUAGAGCCAAACGUGGAUAUGCAAACAGGGACUAUUACAAACACUACAUAUGCCACAAAUACAAUGAACAGAGCUACGUGGACUACUUCAAACACCGUAUUGACUACGAGCAUGGCUGUAGGGACUACAAACGUUGCUAGAGGACAAAACAAAACACUAACUGUUCGUAUAGUUACUGAGACUACUUUGAAAACAGAACAGGCUAUGUACAUGACUACUGGGAACAUUUUAAACACGUCAGCUACGAACACAAUCACGGGAAUCACGGGAACUACAUCAGCCAUUAAUACGAAAACGGAUACAAAAAAGCCACUGACCACGGGGACUACUUUAAACGCAGCACAGACUAUUAUUGUUACCACUGAGAUAAUAGUGAUUACAGAAACCAUUUUUAACACUGUAACGACUAUGAACAUGGCUAGAGAAGCUACACCUACCAUUAAUGUAGUUACAAAUACUAAUUUAAACACUACAAUGAAUACAAUGAAUUCAAUGACUACGGAUCCCGCACCAACUAUGAACAUGAAUACAGGGACUGUUCCUUACACCGCGAUCAAAAAAAUAAUUGCAGAACCUACUUCUAAUACUGCGUUAACUAUGUACGUGACUACAGGAACUGUUUCAGGCACCACACCUACUAUGGACGUAGUUGCAGCUCCUACUUCAGACACUGCAUUAACUAUGUACAUGACUACAGGAACUGCUUCAGAUACAGUACCGACUAUGAAUGUAAUUGCGGAUCCUGAUCCCGCCUCAGACACUGCGUUAACUGUGGAUAUGACAGGGACUAUGUCGGACACCACACCAACUAUGGAC
Molecule: messenger RNA, 1059 nt
Organism: Cetraspora pellucida
Lineage: Eukaryota; Fungi; Glomeromycota; Glomeromycetes; Diversisporales; Gigasporaceae
Source: the annotation of a GenBank genome assembly